Aspergillus mulundensis is the source of this 258-nucleotide messenger RNA. RefSeq lists its product as uncharacterized. Lineage: Eukaryota; Fungi; Ascomycota; Eurotiomycetes; Eurotiales; Aspergillaceae. The record is from RefSeq and is a predicted model, not a curated record. Bases 1 to 258 code for a protein of 85 amino acids. The transcript is spliced from 2 exons.
AUGCCUAUAGUUCCCACCGAGAGCAAUAUAGCCAUUACGCCGAAGAAUGUCAGUGUCUGUCGCUGCGCCGAGUACUCAUAUGCUGUCGCCGCACGGUACAUCCCUGUGAUUGUGUAUAUGAAGAAUGCUAGGACGGCUUGGUGUCUCAUGCCUGGCCAUAGAGGCGCUCGCGACGAGGAGGAAGCAAGUUGCCGGAAUGAGCGUCGCAACUUGAUUAGCAUUGUCAGUAUCUGUGAAGCAUGGCCACGUCUGGCUUGA